Molecule: messenger RNA, 492 nt
Organism: Closterium sp. NIES-65
Lineage: Eukaryota; Viridiplantae; Streptophyta; Zygnematophyceae; Desmidiales; Closteriaceae
Source: the annotation of a GenBank genome assembly
AUGUUCGUCCAUGCGAAGAGUGCCAUUUUGAACCCCCACGCUUUUCGGUUUUCCACCAGUGCAUACACGUACACACACACAAUGCGGAGCUUCAUAGGCAAGGUGGUGUCGAGCAAGAUGCAGAAGAGUGUGGUGGUGGCGGUGGAUCGCUUCAAGGCGCACAGAAAGUACCCCAAGGUGGUGCAUUCCACCAAGAAGUUCAUGGCGCAUGAUGAGAGCAACGAAUGCGCCAUGGGCGACCAGGUGCGCAUCGAGUCAUCACGGCCACUGAGCAAGCGCAAGCACUGGGUGGUCACAGAGGUUCUCCGCAAGGCGAGAAUAUUCAAUAUUGAGGACACCAAGAGACCAGCCGUUGCUGCUGCUGCCGCUGAUGUUGGUGCUGCUGAUGCUGCUGCUGGUGCUACUGGUGGGGAUGGUGCUACUGCUGCUGCCAUUCGUGCUGCCAUGGCUGCUCAAACUGGGGUUACCCCUAUAUCUUCCAAUGUGCCAUGA